UUCAAAGAAGUUAGGUCUGAGUCUAACUAUGGCUAAGUCAAUGUAUCUGCUGUGGGGGUCCGGAUCCCCUCCCUGCUGGCGCGUUAUGAUCACCCUGGAGGAGAAGAAACUGCAGGGCUACAAACACAAGCAGCUUUCUUUUGAGAAAGGGGAGCAUAAGUCCCAGGAGGUUAUGGAUAUAAACCCCAGAGGGCAGCUUCCUGCCUUCAAAGAUGGAGACAAAAUAAUCAAUGAGUCCACUGGAUUAUGUUUAUACCUGGAGAAUCAGAAUAAGUCUCAGGGCACCAAGCCNCGGCCAUUAGCAGCUGCUCUUGGCCGCUACCAUGGAGCGCCGCCAAAGGUGCUCCAAGGGGUGGCAGAGAGUCAGAGUCAAAUUCGAGUGGCUGGACAUUACUCCAAUGUGAACCACCCGGCUCUGCAGAAUGAUAUGACAGUAUUAAAUGUAUUUGUUCUGCGCAUCAUAGCAGGGAAAUUCUCCUUAGCUGAUGUGAUUGUUUUUCCCAACAUCGCUUAUGCCUUCCAUUACGGGCUGUCUGUAGAACGUUACCCUAAAAUGGCCAAAUACUACAGCCUCCAAAGUGGUUUCAAGUUGAACAACGAUCUGAAACCCAUAAAGAUGUCUGAACACUUAAACACCAUCUCUAGCUUUUCUAAGCUUGCUGCUUUCUUUAUAAUUGCAAACUUAUCUAAGUAUUACUAUCAUUGA
This is a messenger RNA of Cyprinodon variegatus (sheepshead minnow), 706 nucleotides long. Its product is annotated as glutathione S-transferase A-like. Lineage: Eukaryota; Metazoa; Chordata; Actinopteri; Cyprinodontiformes; Cyprinodontidae. Gene Ontology annotation, cellular component: cytoplasm. The record is from RefSeq and is a predicted model, not a curated record. Gene Ontology annotation, molecular function: glutathione binding; glutathione transferase activity. The transcript is spliced from 6 exons. The coding region runs from base 29 to 706 and encodes 225 amino acids.